Molecule: messenger RNA, 1251 nt
Organism: Perognathus longimembris pacificus (Pacific pocket mouse)
Lineage: Eukaryota; Metazoa; Chordata; Mammalia; Rodentia; Heteromyidae
Exons: 3
Coding region: 378-1193 (271 amino acids)
Source: RefSeq, a predicted model, not a curated record
GGCCUAGAGUGGGCCCAACUGGAAGAGAAGUGUCUCCAUUUCACUGGGAACAGUAGGGCCUUGGGAGACCACCCAGCCCAACCGGAGGACUCGGGGAGAGGCGAUGUCAUCCAGAGAAAACCCAGGAGUGCUGAGGGCACCAGGGGCGUCCUGAUCUUCCCCCAACUGCAAACAAGAAGUCUCCCCAAGUCUCCCACUUGGCCUUGAAUCCUGGAAUAUGGGACUAUGGCUGUAUCUGACUCCAUUGCACCACUGCAGCAAUUUGUAUGUAUGUAGGUGGAACUGCCAGAGCUGAGCCUGGACCAUAGAGCAUUUGGCCUGGGUAACCAAACUGCUAUCCCAUCUCAGCCACAGGCUUGAUUGACCCAGCCAGAACCAUGUCCCGACGCCAGAUGAACAGCUCCAAUAAUUACAGCUAUUGUGCGAACCAUCCCCAUUCUGCAUCCUUUUCUCCCAGAGUCCCAGGCGGGAGCCCAAACUCCAGCCUAAACACCUACAAGGGCCUGCGUACCCGUAUCCCAAGUAACUCGGAGUUCGGUAGCCACUCAGAGUGGUAUCCCCCUUCUUCCAGAAUGCCCCUGGGAAAAGGUUGCACGCACUCCAAGGGCACCGACACCAGUCACCUUGUGAAGGUCCCCACAGUGGCCAGGAGGGCCCCUUGUCAUCCAGGUGGCCCUCGUUGCAUGCUGUACACGGAUGGCCCCUCCCAUUCCUCCAGCCCUACCUUUCUGGACCAGCUUAUCAAAGGCAUCAACUAUCUGGACCGAUCCACCGGCAUCUUCUCCAACAACCAAUCAGCCCAAGCGCUGAGUUUGCCCAGGCUUGCAGCCAGCUAUCUGGAACGAGCCGCCAACGCCCUCUACCUGGAUAACCUGGAAAACUCCACACCUCACAGCUGCCCCAGCCGCAGUAUUGGCGUUGGCCCUGACCGCUCCUCAGAUAGCACCAGCAUGGUUCCCUCUGCCAGGCCCAAUGCUACGCUCCAGUACCUGGGUGAUUCCACCAAUGUGGGCAGUCAGCAACCACCUCUCCGCCCCGAGGGGAUGUCACAGAAGUCAGACAUCAAGCUGCCGGAGCUCCGACUGAUAAGCAAUGGUCUCCUUUCCUUAAGUCGUCUGCCUAAAUUGUGGGAAGCAAUGCGCUCUAGCAUCAAUGCCUCAGAACCCAUCACCAAACCUCCUAACUGGUGGUGACAUGGACUUAGGCAAUGGGCACACUACCAUCCGGCUACAGCAUGGAAAAUAAAUUCGU